AUGGUUGGGACGCCUGCGGAGUCUCCACGUCGUCGCUCGGCGAGACUUAUAGCAGAGGAGGCCGAAAAGGAGAAGCAGGCCAGGCUGAAGAAAUACAACCUGCCCGAUGACGGUCAUCUGGAUUUUGAGAAAAGGACUGAAAAGAUCAGGGGUUUCGACGUCACUCGCACGAUCUUGGUCAGGACGACUGACUCCGUCAAGGAUGAUGUCGGAGAAUGGGCACGCAAGGCUUUCUACCAAGAUGCAAAAAACAAUGUCUUCUAUCCGGGUCAGAUUGUGAGAGCGAUGCUUCCUUAUCCGCAGUGCGAUCUUGACGCCCGCUACAAUCCACCUCAUGGAGAGAUUGCCAUGAUGAAAGCAGGACCCGUGGGUUGUAAGAUGCGCUUUAUGGUCAUUUUGUGGACGACCAAUUAUGGCAUGUUCGGGCUUCCGAUGUAUACCUUCCACGGAACGACAUCAUUUGAAAGUCUAUCUGACGAACGCAAGAAAGAUUUCGUCGGCAUAGGGAUAGAAGACCUAGAGUAUGAGACUGGAGAAACCACCCAUGCAGGAAUGCCAAUCAUCAUGAACAUCAACCCUAACGCAGACGACGCCGACAAGGUCGACCCAUGGGCUUAUAUCGAUCUCAGUCGCCCCCACGCAAUAUGCACGGGCGAAUACCUCGAAGAAAACAUCGGCUCCAUCGACGGAGAUGAAUACCUGCGUCUCGUCAGUUUAUACCUGUUCCGGCAGGAGGAUUGGCUCAAAGCGACGUUCAAAAAGUUCCAGAAUACUGAAUACAGUGCUGAAAAGUUGCUCAAGCCACUACCAGUGACCAUGGGAAGACCGGAAUUCGAAGACCUUCCGAUUUGGGCUCGGCACAUGGCCGAGGUCGAGUUCAGACAACAGAUCAACUCGAAAAGAAAGGAACGCAGAAAGUUGAAGGUUCCGGGUGCUGAAGUGGUCAAGAAGCCCAAGACGAAGAAGAAGAAGAAGUAA
Aureobasidium pullulans EXF-150 is the source of this 978-nucleotide messenger RNA. RefSeq lists its product as uncharacterized. The record is from RefSeq and is a predicted model, not a curated record. Lineage: Eukaryota; Fungi; Ascomycota; Dothideomycetes; Dothideales; Saccotheciaceae. The transcript is spliced from 2 exons. Bases 1 to 978 code for a protein of 325 amino acids.